Paraglomus brasilianum is the source of this 879-nucleotide messenger RNA. NCBI's taxonomy places the organism in Eukaryota, Fungi, Glomeromycota, Glomeromycetes, Paraglomerales, Paraglomeraceae. The record is from the annotation of a GenBank genome assembly.
AUGGACAAAUGGUAUGAUGAUCAAAUAAAGAAGAUGCAAUUAGGAGGCAAUGGAGAAUGGAAACAAUUUUAUGAAUCGCAUCCAGAAUACUCUCGUGAUAUGUCUUUAAAGGACAAGUACCACAGUGCGUUUGCAACUGAAUAUCGAGAGAAGCUAGCAGCAAAAUGUGAAGGUCGAAGCUGGUCGCCAUCAUCUACAACAACCCGCCAAUCAACGCGCACAAACACGUCAAAUAAAUCCCUACGACCCACGGCGGUUCACUCGAACUCUUUCCAUGCAUCGAACCCCAAUGGUUUUAAAAGCGAAUCUUCUCUCCCACUAUCCUCAUCUUCUCAAAAAACUCAAAAUGAAGCCUACUUUUCUUCCCUUGGUGCCGCGAAUUUGUCUCGAUCCGAUGCCAUUCCACCUAUUGUGGAAGGUGCAAAAAUUGCUGCACAAAGUGCCGAGACGUUAGGAUAUACAGUGAAUGAAAAAGUCAUUAAACCCACGGCGGAUAAGGUUAGGGAAGGUGAAGUAUCGAAGAGUGUGGCCGGAUAUAUGGCUGGACUUGGAAAGACGGUAACCGAGACUGCAACCCGUUCGAUCUCGUCUCUAUCCUCGACGCUUUCCAAUACCAGUUCGUCUUCCACACAACCUUCACAAACCCAAUCCAUCUAUUCCUCACUUCCCACGUCUCCCAGCGCUGAUGGUGACUUUUUUGCUGAAACAAUGAACCAUUAUCAGCAAAGAAACUCUCCAGCACCCAGUAGGAGUUCUACCCUAUUGUCGAAGAAUAAUACAUUGAGACCAGCGUCUUCGAAGGUUGAAGGUUCAGAAACCACCACUAGAAGGAGGGAAAAGAAAGACGAUUGGAACGAUGAUGAGUGGAGUUCUUGGUAG